UGAAAGUUAAGUUUAUUAAUAAUGGCAGCGGAAGUGGCGCAACUGCUACUGGCAGUUAUACAAGGAAUCCCGAGUGGAGCCACUAAUGAUGAUCUCAACAAGGCUCUAAAUGAUAUGCCCGCUUCAACGCGUGUUGAGGGUCUGAAUAUAUUACUGCAACAAGGCGGCAUUGAGGUUCUUAAGAAAGGAGAGAAACUUAUAUAUCGUGCAAAGGAUCCACAGAAAAAGAGUGCGCUUCCCAAGGAUGCCGACAAUGAGGAGAAAAUUGUUUAUAGCAUUAUUGAGGAAGGUGGAAACAAAGGCAUCUGGAUUCGUGAUAUACGCAUGAAGUCUAAUUUGAAUAUGACACAGCUGAACAAAAUCUUAAAAAACUUAGAGACCAAAAAACUAAUUAAAGCUGUGAAAUCGGUGAAUGCCAGCAAGAAAAAGGUUUACAUGCUGUACAAUUUGGAGGCUGAUCGUUCUGUUACUGGCGGCGCUUGGUAUCAGGAUCAAGACUUUGAAGUCGAAUUUGUGGAUGUGCUUAAUCAACAAUGUCUACGUUUCUUGCAAAUGAAGCGUGAGACUGCGGAAAAGAAGCGUGAAGGGCCACUAGCUUUCAAACAAAUAUCCUGCUGCACCGUAAGAGAAGUGCACAAAUUUAUAUCCGAUUUGGGCAUAAGCAAAGUAAAUUUGGACGAGGAUGAUUUGGAAACAAUACUCAAAACUGUAGUAUAUGAUGGAAAUGCUGAACGGAUUUUACAAUCAGAUGGAACAUAUACUUAUCGUGCUGUGAAUCUGCCACUGCCGCCACCUGGCUUGGUGCAGAUGCCUUGUGGCAUAUGUCCUGUAAUUAAGAAUUGUUCCGAUUGCGGUGAUGUUACUGCUCUUAAGUGCCAAUACAUGAAAGAUUGGCUAGAAUAAAUACAAAUUUAUUAAU
Molecule: messenger RNA, 919 nt
Organism: Drosophila busckii
Lineage: Eukaryota; Metazoa; Arthropoda; Insecta; Diptera; Drosophilidae
Gene: Polr3F
Product: probable DNA-directed RNA polymerase III subunit RPC6
Exons: 2
Coding region: 22-903 (293 amino acids)
Biological process (GO): transcription by RNA polymerase III
Cellular component (GO): RNA polymerase III complex
Source: RefSeq, a predicted model, not a curated record